GUUUUCACGUUGCAACUUGAAUUCGUGCGUCAAGUUCGCAGCCAGGCAUCAGGUGUUCGUUUCGUUCGUACGAUUGGAACGCUGGCUCGUUCGAUCGGCAUCGCCGAGUAUCGAAUACUACGUACGCGUGGAAAUUCACGGAGCGUGCGCGUAUACCCGCGGAAGGUGAAAGUACGAGCUCUGUAACGAGUACCAUGGCGGUGCGUCGUCGUCGUCGUCGUAUCGUUUAGAAGCGCGGCUACGUUCCACGAGAUCGAUAAACGACGGAACGUUACCUAAAACGAGUAUUCGCUUGCGCACAAGGGGUGCGAAAUACCUACAGAUUGGUACUGGCGAAAGAAACCGAUGGAAAAACGGGAAACGAUGCCAGUGACGAGAGCGACGACGAAACGGUGGUGACGGUGAACGCGACGGUUGUCAGUGUCGGUGUCGGUGGUUGUGGUUCGCGUUGGCGAUGUUCAUCUCGGAAGGUGUUGCCGCCGCUUCGAUACCGGCUAAUUUAAGUGACUGUGGACAGUGAUAACGCGUCGAAUGAUCAUCGGUGAGACGAUCGAGGAAAUACGAAAUGAGCAUGAAAGCUCCGUGUUGCAACCAGAAAGCUUCGUCUGCCGCUUCGCCGUUGCCGUCGCGGCCUAAAGAGAAUAUCGACUAUUUGCAUUUUUUUACUCAUUUCAUUCUCGAUGCAACCAUCGCGUCCAAUGCCUGAAGUCAUGCGAUCGAUGCGAAUUUGAAACUCGAUUCCGAGCAACGUUCUGGGUUAAUUAUUAUUAAAAUACGCUGACGCCACUGGAGAGGCGCAAAUCGAUUCGCAGAGGUAGGGAAGAACGAUUCUAACAUGCGACUCUUCUCUUACCGCUCUCGGGAUAUUGAACGCUCCCGACGUUUUUUGAUAUUCAUUUUUGACAAACUCGCUUGUUUGAGUUAAGAAACAUUUGUUUCGUCGCCUAGCGUAUUUCGACCGCCCGCUCUUCUAUGGAGCUGACCGUUCGCUCCUUGUAACGCAUCAUUUUAACGGAUCAACUGCGGAUUAACAGAACGAAUCGCGAGAAGUAUGGCGUGUUUGUUCGAAGCGUACACGAUUACUUAACAAGAUCAUUGAUCGAUCGACCACCGGGGAUGCCAGCGACAGAUAAUUAUGCCUCGACGACAUGGAACGAGAGCGGGGUUCUGAACGUGAGUCCAACGAUGGACGACACGCCGAGGAUGUAACUCGAACGGCAAUAAUAAAGGAAAGAGGACAGACGUAACGUAUACCACAGCGAGCGACGAGUAUAAAGUGAAACGCUACAAACCACUGAGAGGGUAUAGGAAGGAAAGAGAGAAAGAAGAGUGAAGCCUCGACGAUAAUGAAGGAGCACGGAAGCAAACUUCCGGCGGAGCAGCCUGCGAAAAUUCUCAAGUCGUUGCUGAAGAAGCCCGGUCAAUCGAAGAGUAGAUCGCAGAAGAAUCGGGUCGUGAUAAACGAAAAACUGAACGAAUUCUUCGCGGCCGAUUACAUAAUACUGAUAAAGGAGGAAUGCUGCGCUGAUUACGAGGAGGAUUGCGACUGUUGUUGCCAAGAACACGAACUGAUACGCUUAGGAAACUGUAAGGAAUGUCGAGCGGAAUUGAACUUCCAUUUUGGUGUUCCGGAUAAUGGCCAAUACCACGGCGGUAUAGGCAGGGAUGGGGAAAAUGCGUCGAGAGGACAAGGCUGCGGAGGCGGUGAAGAGUUCAAUUGCGUGGAGUUGCAUGUCGAGGACGAGGACGACGAGUACGAGGUCGGCGACGAAGGGGUUAAACGAGGCCUCGAAGGGGAAGAGAGCGAAGAAGAAGAGGGAGAAGAAGAAGAGGAAGAAGAUUUAGAAGAAGAGGUGGUCGCCGGAGAGCAUCUGGAAGAUAGACAGGGACCCGAAUCGCAUAGCGCAGAGGAGCAAACGGAAACGAGGGUAACGAAGACGACGGACGCGCGAACCAAAAGCAAAGGGGAAAGGAUCGAUGGUCCGAAAGACGUCGAGGGCCAUCGGAAUCGAGUCGAAUUCGUCUCGCCGGCAGCGAAGGUCACGUUGCCCGCGUUACCUUCGCCGCCUCCGCCACCUUCACCGCCUCCGCCACCUCCGCCACCGCCGCCGCCGCCGCCACCACCACCUCCGCAAUCCUCGAUAGAGAGACCAUCUUCGACGCAUCCGCGCCAGGAACAAGAGACGCUGAGUCCACCGGAAGGUUACAAGGACGUUUACUCGAAUGGAGAGUUCCCCGAUGUAGGAGAAUGUUGCCUCCGAACUUCGCUCGAUUAUCUACAAUGUCAACGAACAGCGGGUGCGAAGAUCGAGAGAGAAUUACGAUGCAACCAACCAUUGACGGAAAAUAACAAUGAACAUGUAGAGAAAGCGAACGAGUCUUCGCCAAAGGCGUCUACCAAUGAGUCCCGUCAUCGAUAUCUCGUAGAAACCAUAACUAUGACAACCGUUACCGAGCGGCGUAUCGUGCGCGAAAUCAGCGAGGAAGAGGGCAUCGAUCUACAACAUGGACGGAAGAACACGCGCAAAACGGUUUCGAAACCGAGAGACGAGAGUACCGAGACUAAUAAUGCGGUCGAGAGCAAAGUUAGCCAGGAUCAUGACGAGCCUCGAACAGGUCCGCCCGAAAAGAUCGAUAGCGGCGGCGACGCGGAAGUGGUCGCGACCGAGGAUCAUUCCGUGGGAAAUGAACCGGCUCGGGACAUAAGAGAGCUCUCUCUUGUAUUCAAACUCGGGAAUUCAUCGUUAACCGGUAACAGUCUCAAACCGAACUCCGCGGUUAGACAGCUGUUCCCGAAUCCAAGAUUCGUCUCACCGCCACCAGCUCCCCUCGGUAAAUUGAUUUGUUCCGUGAGCGAUUCCCAGAAUGGACAGUUUCUCGUGAACGCGGACAAUUUGCGUUUAAAUAAUCAGUCUGCCGCCUGUUUGAACGACUCCGGUAACCCGAUAAAGAGAACGAUAGAAAGGAACACUCUUCGGAGGAGUCUUCUCGACAAGUACCGCGCGAACUCGCGAAAGAAGAGCCUUCCCUCGAACAAUCUCUCCCUGGAGGAGCGGAUACGUCGGCUAACCUGCGUCGACCAAGAAGAAGAAACGAACGUUUGCCAAGAUUCUAGUACGGAGGUCGCGGUCUCCUCGAGCACGGAAACCGAUGCCAACAAAUUGGCAACGGGACAGCAAGAAGAUGCUGCUUGCCUGUCGUCUAUCAAGACGUUUAUGAACAACACCAACGGAGACAAAUUAUCGACGAGCAUGGCGGCGAUGCCGGCGACCAUGCACAUGGCUACGAAAUUCAACACGAUGCCCGAUGCGAUGGCAUCGACGUCGAAUACCUUGACGUCGAUGUCCGCGGAAAUGCUUACGUAUUCAUCGUUGAUAGUGACCACUGCAAUGGCGACGACGACCACGACCACGACGAUCACAGGCUCUAAUUACUAUAAGCAGAACCCACCGACUGUCAGCGGCGCGGUCAUGGAUAACACGCACAAUCCAUCGACCUACAAAAAGCUGACGGAUUUAUUCGUUCACAAGAGAAGCAGUAUCCAUUCGGCGAACCUGCCCGACCUCGGUAUCGGAGUCAACGGGAAGAACGGGCAAAAUACCAUCAAAGACGGCCAACAACCGAAGAAUUCGUUGAGACCGAACAAUUCCGAAGUGCGUAAGCAAUUUUUGGCCAGUCUGGCACCGCUGUCUUGCGUCGCUAUCAAUAGUACCGAUACUCAGGAGGAUUACUAUCGACUUAACUCGACGAUAAUGGACAGCGAAGGUCGCGGUUCGACGGUGAGUUACAACACGUUGUCACCUUACGGCUUGGAGGACAUCGAGGCGGUUCUCCGCGAAGACGGCAGGAACUUCGCGGGCGCGCCAGACGUUACCAAAGGCACGCCAAUGAUAACCGGCAACAGACCCGACAUAGGGGACAGUACGGCCGACGAAUUGUUAGCGUUCGUAGAGCAGGACAAGUUUAGAACGGAGAGAAUAAAGCAGCGUUACAACGACGCGGAGAGUCAAUACAAUUCGAUGAUAAACAGCACGAACAGUUAUAUUCCUGAUAAUAAAAUGGAGAGAAUAGUGGAUGGAAAGAACGACAGCGAUGACAAACAACGUGUACACCGCGAGAACGUUAAUCGUGAGAACAACAAGAACAAGAAUCGCGAGAUGCAGUUCAUGGGUACUAAUCAACGUUACGGUAACGGUAACGGUAAUGGUAAAGAGAAUAACGGCGACGGUGGAAACAACGACAACGACGAUGACAACGAGAACGACGACGACGACGACGAUGACGAAUUGAACGAUUACGGAUUUAAUCGCAGGCCGUCCGUAACCGGCAUCAAACAGCGUCAGUCGGGCAACACCGAUGAAACCAAUUCAUCGUUUCACCGGCGAACGGUCGUGGAGAACGACGACUCGAACGUUUUCAGAACGAACUUUCAAUCGUCUUCGUUGCCGAUGAAAUAUUACGAAAAUAAUUGCGUGAAGAUCGACGGGAGAUUGUACGAGGACAUGAUUGACGAUUCCAUGUCGAAUUCGUUUGUCGCCGACGAACAGGACGCGAAUACUAUCAACAGAAUAAACACGAUGCAGAAGCAGAUCGAUGACAUCUAUCAGACCAUCGUCGAGAACACCAAUGUCACUGCCCAAAGCUCGUUGGAACCAUAUUCGGAAGAUACGUACGCGCGACAACAGCCACGAUUACCGGUGGCAAGCGAUAUCGGCUUCCGGUACUACCAAGAGCCGCCGAGGAAUGGUCAGCAGUAUUUCCAAGAGCAACCGAGUAUCGGAAACUCGCGAACUACGCGAGGUAUCGCGACCGGAGCUGAGGAAGUAGAUGUUAACAGCGCGAUCGGUGGAGACAGAGAUUAUGCGAACGGUCUUUCGGCAAAGAAUCGACGAAGAGAGCCGCCUGUGGGAACAGCUUCGUCGAAUUACCGAACGUGUAACGUUGUUCCUACCACCGUCUACGCCGGACUUCCCGCUAAUGGCAAGUGUUACCGAACCAUGUACUUCGUUCCGUACAACAGCCUGUCCGAUCCGACCUAUCAGAACAUCCAACGUAUCUUGCCAUCGCAUCCUUCGCCCAGCGCCAGUUACGCGAAUCAUAUCGAGAGGUAUCCGUAUCCUCGACUCAACAAAAACGAUCAACGUCUGCAACCGCAGACGCAGGCUCCGACGCAGAUGCAGACACAGAUGCAGACACAGAUGCAGACACAGAUGCAGACACAGAUGCAGACACAGAUGCAGACGCAGAUGAUGCAGGCGCAGUCACCGCAGGUGCAAUCACAGCAACAACAAUUAAGAUAUUAUCAUUUGGGAAGUCAUUCGCCUAUACCGAAUUUGAUUCAAAACGAUCAUACUGCGCCGCUUCCUGUCGGCUCCCUUGGUCCCGCUCUACCGUCCGAUUCCUCUGCUCCGUACGACUCGCGAGUCACCUCGAUGCCCUCGGCCAACCCCGUCACGUUACAACCCGCAGCCCAGCAAACUUUGCAUCUUCACUUGCAUCAUCAUCCACAACCCGACGAUUUCCGGAUUUCCGGUGUUACCACCUUCGCCUCAGUACCUCAUACCGCGAACCACUCGCUACAGCUACAUCAUCACGCGCAACAUCAGCAUCAUCUCCACCACAGACACGCGCAUCAUCAACCCACGUUCUACCGCUUACCAUCCACGAUACCCAACGUGGCUGCUUCUUCCCCGCCCUCUUACACCGUGAUAGCACCGUCGAGAUGUACCGCGUUUGCCGGCAAUGAGUUAGCGAGCGCUGACGGCUCGUAUCGGUUCUAUCAAGUGCAUCUGGGUCGCACGGUUCUGACACCUUCGUCGUCCGAACUGCAAACGACAAAUUGCAAUCAAACGUUUUUCUCGUCGGCCAACAACGCAACCAUUUCGGUCCCAUCGAAAGUCUCGGUCUCGUUCGCAUCUUCCAUGCCUGCUUCAUCAUCGUAUUCAUCUACCUCUCAUUCAUCCACGUUCUCACCUUUACCUACCCCGAUCACGUCCGUGUCUACCUCCAACUUCAUCCACCCGAAUCACGUGUCUGAAACUGUACACGGAUCCAACGUGGACAACACCGUACCUCGCUCGAAUUCCAUUCAGUCCGUUUCAAACAAUUCGAACGUAAUAUCCACGCCGUCCACCACAUCCGGUUUCUCUCCCGCCGCAACUUCCUGCGCUUUAUCCUCUUCUUCUCUGCCGUCAUCUUCUUCUUCUUCUUCUUCCUCCACCUCGUCCUCGUCUUGCUCGUUCUCGUCACCGUCCUCUUCCUCGUCGUCCUCUUGCUCAUCGUCCUCUUCGUUGCAAAUCCCAUGCUCACCCUCCAAGUUGCAACAGCAACAGAUGAUCGGUACUUACGCAACGAUAGAACGAGGUGUACCGGAAGGUGCGGCAAGCGCACCGUCUUACGAUGGUUCGCAGAACGGAAUUUUACUCGCGUCAAGUCCUUACGCGGUCCACAAUUCCAACGGUGUUCAAGCUCUGCCGAACCACGCGCCGAAUUCCGUGUAUUACGCUAUGAACGUUUAAAUCGGCGUAUCCCGCGGGGAGUCGUACGCGUCGUCGUACCUUCGGCCAAAAUACCUAAUCUAUUUAAAAAACCUAUCUGACUAUCGGGAAAGGUUUUUUGUCUGAAUCAGACUGAAUCUGAGUGGAAUACCUAUCGUAUCUUUUUUCGUAAGGGUAUACGCUCGAUCGACGUUACGUUUUAUAUUCCUUGUUUUUCGAGAAGUCGUUUGACUUCGAUUUCUUGUUUCAUAGACUGAUUUCAGAAUCUGGUAGUGUGUACCGUGAUGAUAUUCAUGAUACCAGAAGAGGUUUCAAAUAUAUGUUUAAACAAUGGUUAAAGAAAAUAGUCGUUCGGUCCGCUUGGAUAAAUGUCGAUCAACCCGAUCGCAUCGGAUACGCCCGUUUAGGGAUUAAAUUUUGAAAUGAAAAAGCCGCUCUUUCUUGCCGUAUAUUAUAAAUUGAGCUAAUACGGAAUUGAAUUGAAUGCGAUCUAGAAAAAGAUCGGGACCCGGGACACUCGUGUAAGUCCGAAAAAGGACGAAUUGCGUUACUGGCAAAAUGUCUGCCACGACGAUGUAUCGUCAUCGAUUCUAGUCACGGGAAAAUAUUUACAGGGAUCUAUAGGAACAACAACGACGACGACAACAACAACAAGUAUUGUAUAAACCAAAGGAUGGCGUUUAUCUAUAACCGACGGCAAUUAUUUUCGAUAAAAUGAAUUCGCGGUGGAAUUGACGAGUUAUUUAGCAAUGAGAGCAGGUAUACUACUUAAGUACUAGAAAACAAGGACUCGCGACUUAAAAUUAGCUGGUGAAAGUUUAGCGCGAAGAAUUGCUCUUCAGUCGAGGAUACUCGACGACGAGGAAAUUCGUAAAAAUGGCUAACAGUAAACAAGAUAAUAGAUACGAGUUCGUGGAAUGUUUUUAGUUUACGUUCGCCGUUCACGUUGAUUCGUCUUUAUCUAUUUUACGAGAGAGAGAGUGAGAGAGAGCGAGAGAGAUAAGCUGCGGAACAUUGCUAAUAGAAAUUUACUCCUCGUACCAUGACGAAAAAGAAAGUGUUCAAACGUUAGACCAAAAACGUGCAAUCUACCGUGCGCGGCACCCGCGUACCGUUACCGCAUGUGUACCAUUUUGUAUUCGCUAUUUGCUUUGUUCCCUUUGGAGAACGUGAGACGAAUAUGUGCUACGUGUACGCGCGGCAGGUACGUAGGUAUGCCGCAUACUAUUUUCAUGAAACAUAUUAAUUGAAUGAACGAUAGGUAGCCGAAAAGGUAGUCAUGGAUUUUGAUUCUCACGAAGAUUUCGUCGAAGAUAAAUUUUUGAUGUGCGCAUCGUCUAGGUUAGAUUAGGUACAACUAUAAUACCGAGAGCGUAACGCAGUAUAGCGACCCAACAGAGAUAAAGUAUUAAACGUGUUAGAGUAGAGAAUAUGUAACACCUACGACCUACGACCUACGACCUACGACCUACGACGUUCGAAUUCGAAUGCAAUAUUCGAGUGUUGUCAGUUUUAAUCCAAAGUUAGAUACCAAACUUUUAUGGUAACGGUGGCCAAGUUUAGAAUCGAGUUUUACAUAUAAUAUAGUUUACACUUAAUUACUCCGUAAUAUCAUCGUGAAAAAGUGUAUGUAAAUAAAGCUUUAAUCAGAAAAGUGA
Molecule: messenger RNA, 8155 nt
Organism: Ceratina calcarata
Lineage: Eukaryota; Metazoa; Arthropoda; Insecta; Hymenoptera; Apidae
Exons: 3
Coding region: 1347-6518 (1723 amino acids)
Source: RefSeq, a predicted model, not a curated record